UGACCCUGCCCGGUGACUUCCGUUUUCUAGGGAUGCGCUUCCGGGUCACGCUAACGCCGCGGUUUUCUCCACUCGCUUGGUUCUACUGUGGGUCGGGACCGGUCCCCAUGUCCUGCAGCGGGGCCCCUGCAGCCCUUGGACUGUGAAGACUGCUGAAAGACGCUUGCGAUCCAGUCACAUAAGUGGAAUAAAGAAAUAUUGGUCCUCAUGGAAGAAGAACAAGACUUACCGGAGCAACCAGUUAAAAAAGCCAAGAUGCAGGAAUCGGGAGAGCAAACUUUAAGUCAAGUAAGCAACCCCGAAGUCAGUGAUCAGAAACCUGAAACUUCAAGCCUUGCUUCAAACCUUACCAUGUCAGAGGAAAUAAUGACAUGUACCGAUUACAUCCCUCGCUCAUCCAAUGAUUAUACCUCACAAAUGUAUUCUGCAAAACCUUAUGCACAUAUCCUCUCAGUUCCUGUUUCGGAAACUGCUUAUCCUGGGCAGACUCAGUACCAGACACUACAGCAGUCUCAACCGUAUGCUGUCUACCCUCAGGCAACCCAAACAUAUGGACUACCUCCUUUUGGUGCAUUGUGGCCAGGUAUGAAACCUGAAAGUGGUUUAAUUCAGACUCCAUCUCCAAGUCAACACAGUGUUCUUACCUGCACUACAGGGUUAACCACAAGCCAGCCAAGCCCAGCACAUUAUUCUUACCCCAUUCAAGCUUCAAGCACAAAUGCCAGCCUGAUAUCCACUUCAUCUACAAUUGCCAAUAUUCCAGCAGCAGCAGUUUCCAGCAUCUCAAACCAGGACUAUCCCACCUAUACUAUCCUUGGUCAGAGUCAGUACCAGACCUGCUACCCCAGCUCCAGCUUUGGAGUCACAGGCCAAACUAACAAUGAUGCUGAGAGUUCCACAUUAGCAGCAACCACAUACCAGACGGAGAAGCCUAGCGUCAUGGUACCUGCGCCUGCAGCACAGAGACUUUCCUCUGGAGACCCUUCUACAAGCCCAUCUUUGUCCCAAACUACACCAAGUAAAGAUGCUGACGACCAGUCCAGGAAAAACAUGACUGGAAAGAACCGGGGCAAGCGGAAGGCUGAUGCUAGCUCUUCCCAGGACAGUGAAUUGGAACGGGUAUUUCUGUGGGACUUGGAUGAAACCAUCAUCAUCUUUCAUUCCCUUCUUACUGGAUCCUAUGCCCAGAAGUAUGGAAAGGAUCCAACAGUAGUGAUUGGCUCAGGUUUAACUAUGGAAGAAAUGAUUUUUGAAGUGGCUGAUACACACCUAUUUUUCAAUGAUUUGGAGGAGUGUGACCAGGUGCAUGUGGAAGAUGUGGCUUCUGAUGACAAUGGCCAAGACUUAAGCAACUAUAGUUUCUCAACAGAUGGCUUCAGUGGCUCAGGAGGCAGUGGCAGCCAUGGUUCCUCUGUGGGUGUACAGGGAGGUGUGGACUGGAUGAGAAAACUGGCUUUUCGUUACCGAAAAGUGAGAGAAAUCUAUGAUAAGCAUAAAAGCAACGUGGGUGGCCUUCUAAGUCCCCAGAGAAAGGAAGCACUGCAGAGACUAAGAGCAGAAAUUGAAGUUUUAACAGAUUCCUGGUUAGGUACUGCAUUAAAGUCCUUACUUCUCAUCAAGUCCAGGAAGAAUUGUGUGAAUGUUCUGAUCACUACAACCCAGCUGGUUCCAGCUCUGGCCAAGGUUCUCCUAUAUGGGCUUGGAGAAAUAUUUCCUAUUGAAAACAUCUAUAGUGCUACCAAAAUUGGUAAAGAGAGCUGCUUUGAGAGAAUUGUGUCAAGGUUUGGAAAGAAAGUCACAUACGUAGUGAUUGGAGAUGGACGAGAUGAAGAAAUUGCAGCCAAACAGCACAACAUGCCUUUCUGGAGGAUCACAAACCAUGGAGACCUAGUGUCCCUGCACCAGGCUUUGGAGCUUGAUUUCCUCUAAGAACUGGAAUGAAGAGCCUUCCCCAUGAGCUGCUGUUCACUCCUGAAAGGAGCCGGAGACUGGAACCAACUGAGAACUCUGUCUUUUUCCAUGGAAUGCUGGCGAGAACACAAUCAGAACCAACAGCUGCAAGGGAUGGAGCUGGUUUUUGCUAAGAGUGAGCUGCAGCCCCAUGUUCAUUCUCAUGCAGAAGCAGGACAGUGGAUUGAGAGAAUAGACUCAAUGCAGCCACAGUGCUUUUAAUUCUUGUGUUUUUUGUUUUGUUAAUUUUGUUUCAAAAAUGAAGAAGAAAAAAACAAAAGGAAAUUUGGGGGGCAGAGUUGCACUCUUUGUCCAUGACCUGGUUGAGAACUGCUGUUAAGUUGUGGUGAUAGGAUAAAUGUGGCAGACUUUUGUUAUAACAAUCUCUUGCAGUCUUUAUAAACUCCUUAGCUGUAGAACAUAUUCCCAGUGAACGUAUAUGUAAUUUUUAUAGGUAAGAGUCUGGUCUCUGAAGCAGGUUUUCCCUUCUUUCUUUGCCUAGCAAGAAAGGGAUGUGUAACCUUUCCUUGGGAAAUAGUAACUGAAAUAUCUGAAAUACCUCUCUCUGUGUGACAGUAGCACCCCUGUAGCUGCUCCAGUGGUCUGCUUUCUAGGAUGGUUUCUCUCCUGUUCUUCCAUUUUCUGGUUUGCUGAACUGUGGGGCACUGGACACUGAUUAAUGUUAGACUCUGGUAAUUCCCAUCCUAGAAGCCUUAGUCCCCUUGCCAAUCCCUCUUCCCCUUUAACCACAUGGCACAAUCCUGGGAACUUCUUCUCUUAGAUGGUAAAUGCUAAGCCUUCAGCUUGACUCUGAUUCAAAGACUAUGUCCAGGGGGCUGACCUCUAAACUGGAGAGACGGGACUAAGGCUUCUUGGGAAUUUUCACUUCUUUGGUUCUUGAACCAGGAAUAUUCCACCUUUUCCUCCUGCAGAGAGGCACUCCUCCCCAACAGAUGCUUGCCCUACAGCCUGCCUGCCUUCUUAGUCACCAGAGUAGCUUCUGUCCGUUUUCUGCCCUGAAUUCCUCACAGCCACCUCCAUGCAGAUCCGGCCAACCCCUGGGCUUUGGACCCAAUAAGUCAAAAUAAGUCUGAGGACAGGCUCAUAACUACAUUUGGCCAAAACUACCAAUGUAGUUGACUUUCUUCGAAGCCCUUAAGCCUAUGGAGGGUAUUCUGAGUAUAUUUACCCAGAUCUCUGUCUGGAACUGAAGAGAUUGCUGUGAUCAAAACCCAGUUUUCCCAUGGUAGACCCUUCCCACUUCUCAAAUCUCAUUCUAAAGUGGAAAACCAGAAGCCAAAAAUACUCCUGUUUUAAACGAAGUUGUUGGGUCCCAACUCCAUGCCUGGAAACUUAAUCCUGGGCCAAGUGCAGGGACAUCUCCCCGCCUGGCCUCUGGGAAGAUGGAUGUGAGCCUUCUAGCCCAAUUGUGUUUGUGGAUGCUCCAUCCCUCCAAGACCCGCCUGGGCAUCUGCUCGGGCAGGAUAAACUUCCCUAGAGCUGCGGGCCUUCAGCCUCUCUCAGGCUGCAGAGAGGUGUCGUCUGGAACUCAGUAGGUUUCCUUGACCAACCCCAGCUCUACCUGCUUGACUACAGAGAAUCUGCAUACUCACUUCAGAGAUGUUGCAGCACCGAGAGGCCAGAGUCCUCCUGAGACCAGGUCAUCCAUAGCAGAGAAAGGCUGUUCGCACACAUUCCUUCAGAACUGAAUGAGGAACAAUUCAGGGCUCACGAUGUUAGGGAACAGGUCUUUGGAGGAGCUGGAGUCAGUGCUCAUUACUCAGCUGCUGCUCUGGCCUUGUUCCCGUUGGUGGGGCGGAGGUGGGGUUAUGCAGUCUAUUAGGCAGACCUCGCCUUGGUCUGAGUCCAGCACGGCUGCCCAGAUGCUGCUCUGCCCUGCUCGGUAACUGAUCCUAGAAAGCUCUAGGAUGGAUCUUUCUUCCAGGCCCCCAGCCCUCCACCUACGGCCGUGUAACUUGGUUUCCUGCGAGGCCGUGGAGUGGUACCCCAUCAUGGAUCCAGGUCCACACCAACCCCUCCCUCUGCCUGCCCUUUGGGAAGAGCUCUUUGUUCCUAGAACAUGACGUGGCCCCCUUUGCAGUGGUCUUUUCCUUCCUCCCCGACUGCCUGGCGGAGGUCUUUGCAAAAGACCAAGAGAAGUGAGGAGCUCAGCAGAGCAGUUGUUGCCAUCUCCUUUAGGGGGCAGGCAGAAAGGGGACCUGUCCAGGGAGCACAGCGCUCUGCUUUCACCGUGUGUUUCUCCUCCCAGUACAGAGGCCUGGAAAGGAAAACGAGUGGGGCCCCAGGACACUGGAGGUCCUCUCGACGAUGGGGGAGCCCUCUUUACUAGAAAGAAUCCCCAUGAGUUCAGCCACAUGACGAACCUUGCCCCAGCUGGGGACCGGUUCUAGAAGAUGGGUCUGCACAUUUCGGGGUGAGGACUUUCCUAGGAAGGGAUCCGGAGUUGUCAAGUGCGUCCUGGGUUUCAGAGGCGGCUUGACUCUCGAAUGUAAAACUGACUGUGCCUUAGCACCACCCUGUCCAGUGCCCCUGGGGCAGCCGGUGGUGUCCAGGAGAAUGGAUUCCUGCUCCAGAUGUAGAUGCUUUUAUUUGGUUUGGGGUGUCCCUAUCUUCUGCUCUGCACGUUGGGAGGGGCCAAAGCUAGCGUCCCAGGAGACUUGUGCCAGUUUGUUCGCAGUUUACACAAACUCAGCGCUGAAGCUCCAAGGAGAGCCUGGCUGGCAAGCCAGCUGCAGCAGGUGGAGCUUUUAGAUUUCCAGCCCUUGAAUGGGUGUUCGUGCUGCUGAAGCACAGGGAGGAGGAGGAGGGACCGCUGGUCUCCCUCUUCCUGGGAGAGUGAUGGUCUGAGCCAGGGGGUGGUGAGCUUGGGGUGUUCUCUCCUGCAGGAAGGGGCAAGCAGGACCCCUUUAAGCAAGCUUCUGUUUCUUACCACUAAAUUGGUUUCCUUUUCAUCCAAAAGUUGGAACUCCCCGGAUUUACACUAUACAAGCCAAAUCUGAAUUCUGAGAUUCUAAAAUAUGUAUGUUCUUAUUGAUUUUUAGAGAGAGGAGAAACAUCGAUCAAUCGGCUGCCUCUGCACAUCCUCUGUUGGGGAUGGAGCCCACAACCCAGGCCUGUGCCCUGACCAGGACCUCUCAGUGUAUGGGAGGAUGCUCAACCAACUGGGCCAUGCUGGCCAGGGCAAAUUCUAAAAUAUUUUAAACCAUCAGAGAGGAAACCCAGCUCAGCAGGCCUUGUUUCUCUCCUCUGAGUCAGACAGCUCUAGCAAGCAAGGCUCAUUGGCUAGUUCCUAAUGCACUGACAGAAGCCAUCCCAUUAAGGGCGACUUCUCAAAACCUGACCCUCUGGAUUACAGAUGCCUCACUCAGCAGUAAAAAGCAUUGAUUGGAUUGGAUAUAUUUAUGUGACUGCGGGCAUUCAUGGCUGUAGAGUCUUUGACCAUAAUGUUAUAUGUCAUGGGAACUAUCUUGUAAACUUGAAAAAAAUAAAGUUUUUAUUUUCUAUA
This is a messenger RNA of Pipistrellus kuhlii (Kuhl's pipistrelle), 5476 nucleotides long. RefSeq names its product EYA transcriptional coactivator and phosphatase 3 (gene EYA3). The transcript is spliced from 18 exons. Gene Ontology annotation, molecular function: protein tyrosine phosphatase activity. Gene Ontology annotation, cellular component: nucleus. The record is from RefSeq and is a predicted model, not a curated record. Gene Ontology annotation, biological process: positive regulation of DNA repair; negative regulation of extrinsic apoptotic signaling pathway in absence of ligand; multicellular organism development. Lineage: Eukaryota; Metazoa; Chordata; Mammalia; Chiroptera; Vespertilionidae. The coding region runs from base 208 to 1929 and encodes 573 amino acids.